Atta colombica is the source of this 2165-nucleotide messenger RNA. RefSeq names its product TBC1 domain family member 14-like. The record is from RefSeq and is a predicted model, not a curated record. The coding region runs from base 291 to 2165 and encodes 624 amino acids. The transcript has a single exon. NCBI's taxonomy places the organism in Eukaryota, Metazoa, Arthropoda, Insecta, Hymenoptera, Formicidae.
CGUCGCGAGACCACAUCGUGAUACAUAUGAUGUGCGCGUGACGUUUAUCACUGUUUGUUCCUGUUGAAGUCAUUUGAGAUCGCUUGUUAUCGACGUGUUGUCGGAUCGAAAGUAUCGAGGUAUCAAGGGUCGUUUUCCAUGCCGACCCAUUCCAAGUCCUUGACAAUCGAUUGGAAAGCAUGCGUAUGCACGAAUUCGUGAGCCUCACUCGUCGAAGGACUCGGCGUGUGAACGGCUGUUCUCGACGAUCAGAGGCGAUCUGGAUACGUCGCCAAGGUUAGGAGGCUGUCAUGAAGAGUCCUACGACGUCCCAACGACUGAACGGGACCAAUGCGCAUCCCGUCCCGUCGCCGAGUCUACAGACAUUAGGAAGCGCUAAGUCUCGUCACAACAAUGCUGUCAAUAGUUUCCAGAUGGUGAAGGUCACUGGACGCGAGUCUGGUUGCUAUAUCGCCAGCAAUAUCGCGCCGAAGAUUGGUAAGCAGCAGUUAGUGUCCUUGAACGGAGACACAGUACGCUGUGACAGCGUCAACGUCGACGAGGCACUGGCAUGCGACGUAGCGCCUAUACCAGCGGCAAAGACCAAGGCCCUGUGUGUACACAUCAGAGAGAACAAAUGGUACGACGCUGGUAACGUCGUCUCUGUCGGAGUAGCAGGAACCAGCCUGAAUCAUGCUCUGGAAAGCAUGUCCUUGGCUUAUAAUCCUUCCACGAAACAGCUGUAUUCGGUGGAGGAGACCAGGAUGCCCAGCAAUGCACAAAUCGACUGUAUUUCACAAUACCUAGAAUCUCCAUGUAAUGGUAAGGAACAAACGUCAAGUAUGAAACUUGAUACGGACAAAUAUAUGAAGCUCGAGAAUGUCAGUGCAAACAGUAGUCCAAGAAAUAGUUUGCCACGCUCAUGUAGCAGCACAGUGUCUUCCCUUAGCGAAAUAUCACCUUCUGGUAGCUUUCUAGGAUCUGAUGAACAACACAUUGUAGAAAAAAGUGAUAAAAUACCCAAACGUUGGGGACUGAACACGCUUUUUACAAAGAAUGUGUUUUCGUGGAAGAAUAGAGGUUCUCAACAUUCAACACCUACCGGUAGCCCAUCAAGAAAUAUUGACAAGGUAGGCGGUAGUACAGCUUUAAUUCAACAGCCGAGACCAGCAAAUUUACCAGCUAAAAAUGCACUGGAAGAGGAACGUCAUCGUAAGCAAUACAAUGCAAUUUUAGAAGCAGCAAGGAAGAGAGAAUUGCGCGAAGAGAAAGAGCGUAAGCAACAACGGGAAUAUCAGUUAAAAGAAGAGAAAAGAUUAGCCGAGGAUUCCAACACGUGGAAUGUACAUGUUUUAUCUAAAUUUGAAAGCGUUAAGAAUACGAAAAAAGUAAGGGAACUGUGGUGGCGUGGGUUACCACCAAGUGUUCGUGGUAGGGUAUGGAAAUUAGCAAUUUCGAAUAAUUUGAAUGUAACGCCGCACCUCUAUAAUCUUUGCUUAGACAGAGCAAUGUCGAGCUCUAACAAUGAGUCAUUAGCCGCAAUCAGAUUAGACGUAUCUCGUACCUUUCCUACCUUAUGUGUCUUUCAAGAGGGUGGACCAUUAUUCGAUAGCCUUCAGGGUAUUUUGGCAGCAUAUGCUGUAUAUAGACCGGAUGUAGGCUAUGUGCAAGGUAUGAGUUUUGUGGGUGCUGUUUUAUCAUUAAACAUGGAACCACCAGACGCCUUUGCUUGCUUCGCGAAUCUGCUAAAUUAUCCUUGUCACAGAGCCGCCUUUACAUUGGACCAAAAAAAAAUGAAUACUUACUAUAAAGUAUACUCCAGUGCUCUUGCGCAUAAGCUGCCAAAAGUCUUUUCCCAUUUUACCGUAGCUGGAUUAAGCCCGGACUUGUAUUUAUUAGAUUGGUUAUAUACUAUAUAUGCUAAAGCAAUGCCUCUUGAUGUUGCAUGUAGAAUCUGGGAUAUCUUUCUCAGAGAUGGAGACGAGUUCCUCUUCAGAACUGCACUGGGAGUGUUGCACUUAUACCAAGAAGAAUUAUUAAAAAUGGAUUUUGUACACGGCGCACAAUUUCUUACUAGAUUACCAGAGAAUCUACAAGCAGAAUCCUUAUUCAACAGUAUUAGUCAAAUGUCUACUACUGUUGGAACGACAACGUUCCAGCAAAUGUUGGUUCAAUAUUCUUCGUAA